AUGGUGCUGCCACCGUACAGUCCUGACAUCGCUCUCUCCGAUUACUACCUGUUCUCCCAUCUGCCGCAUCACCAGGGCGAGAAGAAAAUUGGAACAGAUAGCGAUGUCGAAAUGGAGUUGAUCUCAUAUUUCUCCUCGCGAUCAGUGCCCUUCUGGAAGGACAUGAUCAGGCGUCUGGCUGGACGAUGGCAGCAAGUGGUCGAUGCAGAUGGAGAAUACAUCAAAUGA
Molecule: messenger RNA, 228 nt
Organism: Caenorhabditis auriculariae
Lineage: Eukaryota; Metazoa; Nematoda; Chromadorea; Rhabditida; Rhabditidae
Source: the annotation of a GenBank genome assembly